This is a messenger RNA of Lipotes vexillifer (Yangtze River dolphin), 2567 nucleotides long. It is a transcript of the gene FEM1B, whose product is annotated as fem-1 homolog B. The record is from RefSeq and is a predicted model, not a curated record. The transcript is spliced from 2 exons. Lineage: Eukaryota; Metazoa; Chordata; Mammalia; Artiodactyla; Lipotidae. The coding region runs from base 625 to 2508 and encodes 627 amino acids. Gene Ontology annotation, molecular function: protein binding.
GCUGUGGCCGCAGCGUUCCGCCUCUCUCUGGGGGCCUCCCCAGGCGUGGACCUCUGAAGCUACCGACAGACAGCGUCUGGCUCUUCUGAGCUCCAGUGGGCGAGGGCCUGCAGGUUUCCUCCAGCUGGGGAGUUCGCAGAGCGGAGGCGGAGGCAGAAGCACGUUCAGGCUCUAGGCCCGGCGGGCUGGGUCGGGUGCAGCGCGGCCAUCAUUCGCCAUCCAGGGCGCGCGCGGCCCUCUUGGGACCUCGCCGGCGACCCGUAGCUCGGGCACGCGCCUGUCGCAGCCCGCAGGAAGGAGGGGUCCAGCCUGAGGCCCGGCCACCAUGGAGAUCCCGUCGGCCCAGGGCUGGCGUCUGGGGCCUUGGGGGCGGCCCUGACCGCCCUCCUCCCUGCCCGGCCUGGAUCGCUGACCUGCCCCCAGCGGCAUUCGGCCACCUCUGCGUCUCCGCCCUCCCCUGGCCGCGCUGCUGCCUGGGCGCGGCGGCGGCGGCGGCGGCGGCGGCGGCGCCCUGUUGAAUGGGCUGUGAGGGCCCAGGUUUGAAGCGCUGGCGAACGCGGCCUCCAGGGGCGCAAGGCAGCAGCAGCGGUGGCGACCAAACGGGUGUUGGAGUUGGCAGCGGCCAUGGAGGGCCUGGCUGGCUAUGUAUACAAGGCGGCCAGCGAGGGCAAGGUGCUGACUCUGGCCGCCUUGCUUCUCAACCGGUCUGAAAGCGACAUCCGCUAUCUGCUUGGCUAUGUCAGCCAGCAGGGAGGGCAGCGCUCCACGCCCCUCAUCAUCGCAGCCCGCAAUGGGCACGCCAAGGUGGUGCGCUUGCUGUUAGAACAUUACCGGGUGCAGACUCAGCAGACUGGCACUGUCCGCUUCGACGGGUAUGUCAUUGAUGGUGCCACCGCUCUUUGGUGUGCAGCAGGGGCAGGACAUUUUGAAGUUGUUAAGCUUCUAGUCAGUCACGGAGCCAACGUGAACCAUACCACAGUAACUAACUCAACCCCCCUACGGGCAGCAUGCUUUGAUGGCAGAUUGGACAUUGUGAAAUACUUGGUUGAAAAUAAUGCCAACAUCAGCAUUGCCAACAAGUAUGACAACACCUGCCUAAUGAUUGCAGCAUAUAAAGGACACACUGAUGUGGUCAGAUACCUUUUAGAACAACGUGCUGACCCAAACGCUAAAGCACAUUGUGGAGCCACAGCAUUGCACUUUGCAGCUGAAGCUGGGCACAUAGAUAUUGUGAAGGAGCUGAUAAAAUGGCGUGCUGCUAUAGUAGUGAACGGCCAUGGGAUGACGCCAUUAAAAGUAGCUGCUGAAAGCUGUAAAGCUGAUGUUGUCGAACUGUUGCUCUCUCACGCUGAUUGUGACCGAAGAAGUCGGAUUGAAGCUUUGGAGCUCUUGGGUGCCUCCUUUGCAAAUGACCGUGAGAACUAUGACAUCAUGAAGACAUACCACUAUUUAUAUUUAGCUAUGUUGGAGAGGUUUCAAGAUGGUGAUAAUGUUCUUGAGAAAGAGGUUCUCCCACCAAUCCAUGCCUAUGGGAAUAGAACUGAAUGUAGAAAUCCUCAGGAACUGGAAUCCAUUCGGCAAGACAGAGAUGCUCUUCAUAUGGAAGGCCUUAUAGUUCGGGAACGGAUUUUAGGUGCCGACAACAUUGAUGUUUCCCAUCCCAUCAUUUACAGGGGAGCUGUUUAUGCAGAUAACAUGGAAUUCGAACAGUGUAUCAAGUUGUGGCUUCAUGCCCUGCACCUCAGACAGAAAGGUAACAGGAAUACCCAUAAGGAUCUUCUUCGAUUUGCCCAAGUUUUUUCACAGAUGAUACAUUUGAAUGAAACUGUGAAGGCCCCAGACAUAGAAUGUGUUUUGAGAUGCAGUGUUUUGGAAAUAGAACAAAGUAUGAACAGAGUAAAAAAUAUUCCAGAUGCUGACGUCCACAGUGCUAUGGACAAUUAUGAAUGUAAUCUCUAUACUUUUCUGUAUUUAGUGUGCAUUUCCACCAAAACACAGUGCAGUGAAGAAGAUCAGUGCAAAAUUAACAAGCAGAUCUACAACCUGAUUCACCUCGAUCCCAGAACUCGUGAAGGUUUCACCUUGCUGCAUCUAGCUGUCAACUCGAAUACCCCAGUUGACGACUUCCACACCAAUGAUGUCUGCAGCUUUCCAAACGCGCUUGUCACAAAGCUCCUGCUGGACUGUGGUGCUGAGGUGAAUGCUGUGGACAAUGAAGGGAACAGUGCCCUUCACAUUAUCGUUCAGUACAACAGGCCCAUCAGUGAUUUUUUGACCUUGCACUCUAUCAUCAUUAGCCUAGUUGAAGCUGGCGCUCACACCGACAUGACAAAUAAACAGAAUAAGACUCCGCUAGACAAAAGUACAACUGGGGUAUCAGAAAUACUACUUAAAACUCAAAUGAAGAUGAGUCUCAAGUGCCUGGCCGCCCGGGCAGUUCGGGCUAAUGACAUUAACUACCAAGACCAGAUCCCCAGAACUCUUGAAGAGUUUGUUGGAUUUCAUUAAGUGACUGGAUAUGUAAAAUCAUUUAAUGUGGUGCUAAAAAGUAAAGGACUUUAAUCACA